Messenger RNA from Staurois parvus, 340 nucleotides. NCBI's taxonomy places the organism in Eukaryota, Metazoa, Chordata, Amphibia, Anura, Ranidae. The record is from the annotation of a GenBank genome assembly.
GGGCACAGGUGGGUGGCACUGGUGGGCACAGGUGGGUGGCACUGGUGGGCACAGGUAGGUGGCAUUGCAGAGUGGCACAGGUGGGUGCACUGCUGGGCACAGGUGGGGGCACUGCUGGGCACAGGUGGGGGCACUGCUGGGAACGGGUGGGCGGGGCUAGUGGGCGCACUGCUGGGCGGAACUUGCGGGUGUCACUGCUGGGCACCGAUCAUCAGGGCACUGAUCAUCAGUGCCCUGAUGAUCGGUGCCGAUCCCCGCUCUGACAACUGCCGGUUCUCGGCAUACUUUCCUCACGAUCUGACAGCGUGAGGAAAGUGCAGCCGAGAACCGGCACUUGCAU